Messenger RNA from Pelobates fuscus (common spadefoot toad), 1308 nucleotides. RefSeq names its product NADH:ubiquinone oxidoreductase subunit A9 (gene NDUFA9). The coding region runs from base 61 to 1194 and encodes 377 amino acids. Gene Ontology annotation, cellular component: mitochondrion. Gene Ontology annotation, molecular function: protein-containing complex binding. The record is from RefSeq and is a predicted model, not a curated record. NCBI's taxonomy places the organism in Eukaryota, Metazoa, Chordata, Amphibia, Anura, Pelobatidae. The transcript has 11 exons.
AGAGGUUUGGGCUCUGUUCGCACCCGUAGUGCGCCUAGGAUUGUGGGACUGGGGAAGAAAAUGGUGGUGAUUACCCUCUGCCGGGCGGCCGGUGUCCCAGCAAUGUCACGGGCUCAUGUUAAGUCCCUUGUGACCCGGAUUCCGAUUGUCCUACAGCAGCGGAAGGUCCACCAUACACUUCUUCCUCAUGGGAAAGGAGGUCGCUCCUCAGUUAGUGGUGUGGUUGCCACUGUCUUUGGUGCCACUGGAUUUUUGGGAAGAUAUGUUGUCAAUAGACUUGGACGCAUCGGAUCCCAGGUUAUUAUUCCCUAUCGUUGUGACAUAUAUGACACCAUGUAUCUUCGACCAAUGGGGGACCUGGGGCAAUUGGUAUUCAUGGAAUGGAACGCGAGGGACAAAGAUACUAUCAGAAAAGCAGUCGAGUAUUCAAAUGUUGUCAUUAACAUUGUUGGGAGAGAAUAUGAAACCAAGAACUUUAGUUUUGAUGAUGUGUUCGUGAAUAUUCCAAAAGAAAUUGCCACUAUAUCACGUGAGGCUGGUGUGGAGAAAUUUAUCCAUGUGUCCCAUUUAAAUGCUGACAUGAAGAGUCCUUCAAAGUAUCUGAGAACAAAGGCUGUUGGAGAACAGGUUGUGAGAGAAGCUUUUCCAAAUGCGAUAAUAAUUAAACCAUCAGAAAUGUUUGGCAGAGAAGACCGCUUUCUCAAUCAUUACGCAAACAUGCGUUGGUUUGGUGGUGUGCCGCUGAUUUCUUUUGGUAAAAAGACUGUGAAACAACCUAUUUAUGUAGUAGAUGUUGCCAGGGCCAUAAUGGGUGUCCUAACGGAUCCUGACUCCGAUGGAAAGACAUAUGCAUUAGCUGGUCCUAACAGAUACCUGCUUCAUGAUCUGGUGGAAUACAUCUUUGGUGUUACCCACAGGCCAUUUUUUCCUUAUCCUCUUCCUAGGCCUCUCUACCGCAUAGUUGCAAGAUUUUUUGAGGCGAAUCCGUUUGAACCAUGGACAACCCGAGACAAAGUGGACAGACUACACACCACAGACAAGAAAUAUCCCGAACUCCCUGGUUUGGAAGACCUUGGUAUUAUCCCAACACAUCUGGAGCAGAGGGCAAUCGAAGUCCUACGCCGACACCGCAAGUACCGUUGGCUGGAUGCAGAUGUUACUGACACAAAACCAGCAACUCCUGUAAACUUUUAACAGAAAACAAAAUCAAGUAUUCUGAGUUUGGAAAAUGUCCUUUCCCUUCUAAAUAAAGUUUUGUGACAAUUCUGAUUUCACCACCAAUGUAUAUAAAUAAAAUAUUGAAAACUA